Tuber aestivum (summer truffle) is the source of this 2283-nucleotide messenger RNA. Lineage: Eukaryota; Fungi; Ascomycota; Pezizomycetes; Pezizales; Tuberaceae. The record is from the annotation of a GenBank genome assembly.
ACCCUCUGGCAACUUAAACUCACGUUCCGCUGCAACACCACCACUCGUGUUUACCAAGCGAUAGGCACAAUGGAAGACCCCUGCCGCUCCGGGUCCCGUCGCUCGCACCUCUCUCGAAACCACACUCUCUCACCGCACAACUCUUCUUCUCGCCAUUCCCGUCACCGUGACCGUGACUCUGACUCGAGCUCUAACUCCCGAGACCACCAUUCCCAUGAACGUCAUUCCCGGCACCAUCACCGCCGCCGCCACCGCCGUCAUAAACGCACCCGCUCCCCCUCGCCGGUCAUAGUUCGCCCUCUAAACGCCCCACGAAUCUCCCGACAUGAUUUUGAGUUUCAUAAGGACGUGUUUGCAGACUACCUUGACAUUCAGAAGGGACUGGUACUCAGUGAACUGGACAGGGCCGAGGCAAAGGGACGGUUCAAGAGAUUUGUGACGCACUAGUAAGCUACACCUCCCCCUUAUUUCAUAAUAGGAAGGAAACCAGGGGCUAAUUGGCAGUAAUCAUGGUGAACUAGCAAGGGGGUGGUAUGUUCGGAUAGUUAACAGGAAGGCCAGCGAUUCAUCGAAGGUUCCUGAGGAACAGCAGAGCAAUCUCAGAAAAGAUGCAGGUUCUACUCGGCCGGAGAAGAAGAAACGAAGAAUGGACACUCCCCAGUCCGAAAAGAGCGAAAGUAAGGAAGAGAACGAAAGUGAGAACGGAGAAUCCAGCGAAGAGGAAAUCGUGGGACCAUUGCUCCCAGGCCAGCAACCCUCAAAGCGAUUCCGUGCACGGGGCCCUACAAUCCCCUCAAAGGAAGAUCUCGACCUCCAAAAAGGUUAACUCCCCACCCCCCUUCCCCCCCAACAAAGCCUAUCUAAUAACCCAGUUAGAACUCCUCCGCGAAGACCAAACCCUCCAACAUCUCGACCUCCGCUACACCCGCAAGCAAGAACGCAAGCUCGAAAAGGAGCGCCUAGAAGAACUCGUCCCCCGUGCCGCCGCAGGCACGCACGAACGCAAGCUUGAGAAAAAAACCGAACUCAACGCCAAGAUGAAGUCCUUUCGCGAGAAGUCUCCAGACCUUGAAGUCAACGAAGAAACUCUUAUGGGCUCUGGUGGGACAGAUGGCUUCAAGCAGCGGAAGGCCGCGAUCGAACGGAAGAAGAAUGAUCGCGAGAUACGGAAGGAGGAGCUGCUCCGGGCCAGGAUUGCAGAGAGGGAGGAGAGGUUACAGCAACAUCGGGAUAAGGAAGAGAGGACGAUGGCAAUGUUGAAGCAGCUGGCUAGUCGGUUUAACAAUUGAUUUUCACUCUGCCUUUUUCCUUUUUUUCCCUUUUUUCCUUUUAACUUGUAAGAGGAUAUAUACUUUGUAGAAGACCUACCGGUAUUACAUUGCCACUCCCACUUAACUUAGUCCAUAGCACCAUACUGAAUUCUAAAGCCAAUACCCCUACUCUAUUCUAUGCCCAAACAGAUUAAUUCCUUCUUUAUCACACUAUUCAUCCAUUCCCCCACCAAAACCGACAGGUACUGCUAUCCAAGCAACCACAAAACCUCACUCGAAAAACUAACCCCUCCCCCACCAUCCAACCUCCAACCCACCAUUUCAACCCACGCACAGACGAUCACGACCAUCCCCGCCACCAACCAACCAACCAAUAGCAUCCCGAGAACCUAAACCUCAACACCAUCCCCACCACGGCGCUACCGUAACAAACACUACCAUCACACAACAUCACACAAACCAACACAAACCUCACACGCCCCAGCGUAAAUACCUCCCCCCCACACGCACACAAACACCCGAAACAACCAGCUGCUUCACCAGCUUGAUCACAACAUCUCACUCGCGCUGCGGGUAAACGGAAAGCCACGGUAGGGUAGGGUGGUGGUACCGGUAGUGAAAUCACUUCACUUCCAUUCCGGAGGGGGGGUUUGGCCCUUACUUUUUUGGUCAUUCUUCACGAUGGGGGAAGGGGGUAUGGGCGUUCGGUGAAGUGUCCGGGGCGAUGCUUGGGUUACACCCUUUGGUACCCGCACCCGGUUGCUCAGCGGCUGAAGUGCUGUAUGAGCCCCUUGUACGGUAGGUGAAAGGGGAAGGGGGAGAAGGAGGAAGGCUUGGAAUAGUUUCCUUUUUGGAACCGUUGGAUCAAUACUUGUAUGAUAUUUACCCGAGCUGUUGGAUUUCUCCAAGGAGGUGGGCGCGUGGGGGUGAAGCACAUGAUCUGGAGGGUAUGUACCCCGCGAUCGGGUAUGCAUACGCGCAGCGGAUGGUGUCCGGGGUUUGGAGGGGUUGU